AUGGUCAAAAACAUUCUCUUGCUCUUUGCCGUCGGGUUUACCGUAUCUGCCGAGCUGAGUUGCGAAGAUGGGUGGACGUUGGGCCAGGGCACGGAGAAAUGCUACAAGAGCCUUCCGGGCCUAAUGAAAUACGAUGCAUCGAAGGCUGCGUGCGAUGCACUUGGGGCCGGAUUACCCGUCAUUCAUUCGGAGGCGGAAAAUGCGGCUGUUUACGCAUUUACCCGUGACGGCGAACAUGUGCGACUCGGGGCGACACGGUUCGGCAGCGGGAAAUAUGACUUCAAAUGGACCGAUGGGUCCGAGAUGGAUUACAAGCGUUUCAACGACGAGUACAUGGACAACGCAUUGAAUCUGGAGAAUUGUUUUGACAUGUGGCCUGAGGACCGUUGGAACGACAACAAAUGCUACGUUCCGGAAAUAGUGGUUUGCCAGAAACCUGCAAGCAACGACGGUGGCACUCCGGACCCGAAUGCGCCUUCAAAAGACCCAAAUCAAGGCCCGAACGGCGGGUUUAUUCUCCUAGCGCUUAUCCCUUUGGGGGUUGAUGCGAAGCUGAUACCAAAGACAGGCUGCACGGCAAAUUGGACGCGUGGCAUUGAAGCGGGCAGCUGUUUCCUGGUCAUCCUCGACAUGCGCGUGGAAGAUGCCAAAGCGGAAUGCGCAGAAAUGGGCGCCACGCUCGCCUCCAUCCACUCGGACUCGGAGAAUCAGCUAAUUUUGGACAUGGUCCGAAAGGCUGUCCCAACCGCGCAGGAAAGCACUUGGCGCCCUACAGCUCUUCUGGGAGGGCAUCGGACCGCAAAUGACAACAAAACUUUCCAUUGGGAUGACAAGACAAAGAUGGACUACAAAAAUAUGCAGCCGGAUGAGCCGAAUCAGCAGGGAGAUGAGGGAUGCCUUGAGAUGUUCCUCCGACCUUUCAAGACCCUUCAAGACUAUGGG
This is a messenger RNA of Mesorhabditis spiculigera, 942 nucleotides long. The record is from the annotation of a GenBank genome assembly. Lineage: Eukaryota; Metazoa; Nematoda; Chromadorea; Rhabditida; Rhabditidae.